AGGAACUUGUCCGGAUAUGAGCACAUGAUGAAUCGGAAAUCCGAAGUUAAAUCUUCUUUGGGCUCUAAGGGUCGCAAAACCCCGACCGAAGGGACGCCACAGUCAAAAUUUAAAGCUGGUACGCCAGAGUCAAAGGUUAAAGGUCGUCCUCGCGGACGUACUAAAUCGACGGAAGAAUCAGUUGUUACUGCCGGGGACCGGGUCAAUUUCUUUUCCUUCCUUCCUCCGUUUCUCGCACAGUCCGUAGCCUCAUAUGUUAAUGUGAGGGCCGAUGGAAAUUGUGGCUACCGGUGCAUUGCCGAAGUUGUUUACGGCAGUCAAGAGAGAUGGCCACAAGUCAGAACUGACUUGGUUGAGGAGUUUAUGGAGCGUUACAAUCUAUAUGCUACUAUUUACGGUGGGGAUGAGGGGGGUCGCAAUACAGUCGCUGAUUAUAUCUUGACAUGCAUUCAUGAGAGCGGACCGGCGCUACGGACGAAAUGGAUGUCAACAGAUAUGGGGUUGGCGAUCGCUACAAGAUACAACGCAAUGGUAUUAAUAUUCACUGAAUGGGGUAGCAUCACUUAUCUACCACUAGUUGGGAACCCCGCGUUAUCACGUAUUAUUCCUAUGUCGCUACAUAACGAUCAUUUUAUGAUCAUACGAGUACCGGUUUCAUGCCCUCUUCCUCGUCUCCAUCCUCAGUGGAGGUAUUUUGCAGCUCCCAAUUUACUACCUCUACGAGAUUUUUACGCGGAUCGACUUGCUUUUUGGACGACGUUGACUUCUAGGCAUAGGUAGUACUGUAUUAUUGUAAUUUUGUUGAACAAUUACUUGAUUUUGUAAAUUAAUAAUUGUUGAACUAUUAGUUGAGCGUGGAAAGUGACUUUGUAUCCCGCGCCAAACAAACCGCGGUUAUGUGGCAAGUUCGAUUCAAUUAUCGGGAAAG
This is a messenger RNA of Erythranthe guttata (spotted monkey flower), 928 nucleotides long. Lineage: Eukaryota; Viridiplantae; Streptophyta; Magnoliopsida; Lamiales; Phrymaceae. The record is from RefSeq and is a predicted model, not a curated record.